GUUGAUUUUUCAAAUACGUAGCUUAUAUUACCAAACUUAAAUAUUAGAUCAAUAUUUAAUUACAUAAUGGCUUCGCUUCCAUCACUUCCAGAAGAGUUGAAAUUUAUUAAUCCAUUCCUUCAACGAGCUCAAGAGACGCGAAAAAGAGAGCCCGUAAUAUCUUAUUACUGUAAUUUUCUUGCUGCAAAACUUGCCCUUGAUAAGGGAACAAAGAGUAAAGAGAGCAAACUGUUUCUUGCCAAAUUAUUAGAUAUACUCGAACAAGAAAAAAAAGAAUUAGCAGAUAAUGAAGCUAUUACAAAUGAAAUGGCUGGUGAAGCAUAUAUAGAAAAUUUUUCACUAAAGGUUUUUACAAUUGCAGAUAAUGAAGAUAGAGCUGGCAAAGCCACAAGAAAUACAGCAAAAACUUUCUUAGCAGCAGCAUCAUACAUGGAUUUGCUUAGAAUAUUUGGAAAUAUCAAUAAAGAGUUUGAAGAUAAGAUAAUAUAUGCAAAAUGGAAGGCGGUUGAUAUAACAAAAGCAUUGAAAGAAGGUCGAACACCUGUGCCUGGGCCUCCUGGAGGCGAACAAGAUGAGCAAAAUCCAGAAUUUGAUGAAAAUAAUUUAAGCAUUCCUGGUAUUGACCAAUUUUCUCCUGCUCAAACGACACCAAAUCCAACAGUAUUGCCGACAGGUCCUCCUCCCACUUCAAAUAACGAUGCAAUUGAUACAUUUCCAAUAUUUCCAUCAGCAUCAACUCCUAAUAAUUCUGUCCCAGAUGUCCAAGAUUUGGUUUCUUCAUUUGAUCAAAUUGAUAUUGGAAAACAAGUAGCACCACCUCUUCCACCAAAAGUAAAUGACUAUGGUGGAAAUAAUAAUUUUGAUAAUCAGUUUAGUCAGAAUCCACCAGCACCAAAUUUCUCACCUUCACCUAACACUAAUUUUUAUGAUGUACAUCAAAACUAUCAGCAACCCUCUCCACCACAACCUCCUUCUACUUUACCACAUACAGGAUUCACAAAUGAUUACACGCAACCUCAACAUUAUCAACCAAAUCCAUCACCGCAAUCACCUCAUAAUUCAUUCCUUCCUCCUCCUCAACCAUCAACUCAAAAUUACAUUCAACCGGUUAAACCUCCAUCACAUCAACAACCUCCACAACAACCUCUACAACAACAACCUCCACAUCAACAACUUCCACAUCAACAACCUCCACAUCAACAACUUCCACAUCAACAACUUCCACAUCAACAACCUCCACAUCAACAACCUUCACGUCAACUACCUUCUUACCAACAAUCUUCAUUUUCAACACCUGCAAAUUGUAGCAUGAAUUCUUAUUCUCGACCAGUUGAAAUCGAUUCACAUACAGUAGAUGCAGUUCAGAAAUUUUGUAAAUUUGCAAGUAGUGCAUUGGAUUACAAUGAUGUUAAAACAUCUGUUGAUUAUUUGAAUAAGGCACUCGAAAAAUUGAAACCAUAUGACCGAUAACACUGUUAUGUUAUAUAAUUACGUUAGAAUUUAAUACUUGUAGUAUACAAUACAUGUAAACAACGGAUAUAUAUGACGAAUGUUUUAUUAUUAUUUUUGUGUAAAAUGUUGUGUAAAUGAACGAUUUUUAAUACAACAAGAGGAAAAAAUUGUAUAUCUAAUAUAUCUAAUCUAUCUAGAAAUAAAGAUAUUUUUAUAAUCUAUUUUAUAUAUAUAUAUUUUCUAACC
Messenger RNA from Rhizophagus irregularis DAOM 181602=DAOM 197198, 1698 nucleotides. RefSeq lists its product as uncharacterized. Gene Ontology annotation, cellular component: multivesicular body. Lineage: Eukaryota; Fungi; Glomeromycota; Glomeromycetes; Glomerales; Glomeraceae. Gene Ontology annotation, biological process: late endosome to vacuole transport via multivesicular body sorting pathway. The record is from RefSeq and is a predicted model, not a curated record.